UCGGGAAAAAAAUAGAACUUUUCGGAAAUUUCCGGCAUUUCCAGAAGUAAUAAUUGACAUUCUUAUCGUGUACAAAUGGAAAAUGUAAUUUUUUUCUUCACAAGAUUAGAAAUCAAAUAAAACAAGAGAUCUAAUAUAACACCUCAAUGUUUUUUAAAUUUUAACAUACACGGCAAUAUAUUUCUUUUGAAUAACUUUUCGAUAUCAUAAUGGACGUUGUCAAAUAUCAGCUAAAAACUAAAUCCAGUCGAUAAGAUUUUUUCGCGGCCAUUAGUGACAAAUGAUAUACUAGUGAUUUUUCCAUCCCCUAUUAACCGUCAUCAAGAGGAUGACAUUCGGCUGAUUUGCUUUUAUGGGAUAAUGGUCAAAGGCAUCAAUUACUAUUAGUUAGAGGUAUUGUCAACCAACACUAUUAGUUGACAAAUUAAAUUUAAAAUUCCCUAAUGUACCCGUUAUCUAAUACACCAAUCGCCAGAGGGCCCGGAUUCUAAUGUCUCUCCACUAUUUAAACCACUCCCGUAUGUUUCAAGCUCGUAUUUUUCAUUUCUACCUGUAACUGACCGCCGUUCAACAUGAAAUUCAAUUACGGUUUAGCAGUAUUUUGCUUCAUCUUGCUUGCAAAGUUUUCCAAUGCAAGGAUUGUACUAGUUCAGGUUCUAGCACGAUACACAGAGAGUACUCCGGUUUCGACCCACACCAUAAGGAGCUUCUUUCCUAAAAUCCGCGAAGAUAAUGUCUACCUACCAGAGGGGUAUAACCACUUGACGACGGUAUGUGCAAAUAAUUAACUAUAUAAUUUUCCUUCAAUUUUUGUUUUGUCUUAUUAGAUUUUUUUUUCAGGCAGGGAAAAAUAAAGCGUUAAAUAUAGCCAGCAUACUGCAGCAGAGAUAUGGAUAUGUCUUCAAAAAUUCAUCAAUUCAUUUGCAACCAAUUAUCAGCGCAAAUGCGAUACAGACAACCGAUCUAAUGGUGCUCGGAUUAACCACAGACUGUUACUCCUGGGAUAAAAACUGUCUUGACUCGAAAAAUAAUAUCAAUUCCAAAUUGUUACCCUCGAUACAAUUCAAUCAAAUUCAUUAUGAUUUGAAAAACAAGGAUCACGACCAGCUAUUCUUGAGCACCGUCUUCUGUAAAAACUAUCAGGAUAAAUUUAAUUUAUUGAUCGAUGAACAGACCCAAAAAAUGAGUGAGGAAUUGCGGAAAAUUUAUCAUUAUUUGUCAGAGCAUACAGGAACUAACUUCCAUACGAAUGUUGACGCUUGGAUUCUGCAUCAAUAUCUUGAAGCGAAGGCAAAUUCGGGCGGUCCCUUGGAGCCUUGGAUGCAAGAUCUGUUGGCAAAUGGAAUUUUGACGAAUCUUACUAUUGAGAAUUUCCAAACCAAGUCCGCCACACCCCAGAUGAGGCGUCUGUUGGGAGGUAACUUCAUCAAUAAGUUCUUACAGAACAUCGAUGAUUACUUGCACGGCGCCAAGACGAGACUAUUUAUGUACGUCGGCGACGAUUAUCAUAUAGCUGGACUUCUCAGUGCUCUGAGGCUAUAUGAUGGCAAGCAUAUUCCUAAUUACGGAAGUUACAUUGCCCUGGAGGUGCACGAGUUUUACGGCAAAUUGAGUAUUGUGGUAAAGUACAACAAUGGCCGAUCCGAUCCGAGCCAGACUGAACUACUGUCACUUCCUGGAUAUAAUCUGCCAUUUUGUCCACUAUCAAAUUUCAAAACAAUUGUGGAGGAAAAUACUCUGAAGAAUUUCCCUGGAGAGUGCAGCAAUUAG
This is a messenger RNA of Diachasmimorpha longicaudata, 1770 nucleotides long. RefSeq lists its product as uncharacterized. The transcript is spliced from 3 exons. The coding region runs from base 967 to 1770 and encodes 267 amino acids. Gene Ontology annotation, biological process: dephosphorylation. Gene Ontology annotation, molecular function: phosphatase activity. The record is from RefSeq and is a predicted model, not a curated record. NCBI's taxonomy places the organism in Eukaryota, Metazoa, Arthropoda, Insecta, Hymenoptera, Braconidae.